This is a messenger RNA of Centropristis striata (black sea bass), 6249 nucleotides long. RefSeq names its product tenascin Cb (gene tncb). Bases 337 to 5418 code for a protein of 1693 amino acids. The record is from RefSeq and is a predicted model, not a curated record. NCBI's taxonomy places the organism in Eukaryota, Metazoa, Chordata, Actinopteri, Perciformes, Serranidae. Gene Ontology annotation, molecular function: protein binding. The transcript has 23 exons.
CUCUCUCUCUCUCUCUCUCUCUCUCCCUCUCCUCACUGGCUGCACAACAUCAGCCGGCUCUCUAGGUAGACUCGAGUAAACACUGAGAGAGAACAGAGAGAGGAGGGAAGAUGACAGAGCUGUCAGCGCUCUGAAUGAUACAAACUGCUGAGAACAUUAGUCAGGCUGGCUGAUAAGACGCUCUUCAGCUCUUCUGCCUACAUUUUCUAAUCAGUGGAGAAGCUGUGAGCAUUGUGUGUGAGGACAUAGGACAAGAGCACCUAUUUGAUACCUGAAUAGACUCUGGACUGCACUCAGCUGUUUCUUCCUCAGAAGCCGCCGUAUCAGGGUGCCAUCAUGGGGAUGAAAGGCUUCCUCCUAGGCUGUGUGACCGUGGCCCUGCUCCUCCAGCUCUCCACUGCUGGCCUGGUCAAGAAUGUCAUCCGCCACCGUAGAGAAGCUCUGAUGCCUAAGAAAACCCAGGAGAACCUGACCCUGCCCCACCCCGACCAGCCGGUGGUGUUCAACCACGUCUACAACAUCAACGUGCCCUCCUCGUCCCUCUGCUCCGUGGACCUCGACUCGCCCGGAGACACCGAGCUCAAACAAAAGGGUGCCCCGAUGGACAUGCAGAACACGGAGCACAUGGAGCAUACAGUGGAUGGCGACAAUCAGAUCGUUUUCACCCACCGCAUCAACAUCCCCAAGCAGGCGUGUGGCUGCGACAACCAGCUGCCCAACAUCAAAGACAUCCUGAACAGGCUGGAGAUGCUGGAGUCAGAGCUGUCCAGUCUGAGAGAGCAGUGCGGCAGCGGGACGGGCUGCUGUGGCGCUCAGGUUACAGGUGAAGUGUCCACUAAGCCCUACUGUAAUGGCCGAGGGAACUGGAGCACUGACACCUGCAGCUGUGUGUGUGAGCCUGGAUGGAAAGGCCCCAACUGCACUGAUCCCGAGUGUCCCAACGACUGCCAGGACCAAGGUCGCUGCAUGGAUGGCAAAUGUGUGUGCUUUGAAGGUUUUGGUGGGGACGACUGUGGCAUUGAGCUCUGCCUGCUGGACUGCGGGGACUAUGGCCACUGUGUGGACGGGUCCUGCCUCUGUGAGGAGGGCUUCAUCGGCGAGGACUGCACCCAGACCAACUGCCUCAACAACUGCCUGGGCCGCGGACGAUGCGAAGACGACGAAUGUGUUUGCGACGAGCCGUGGACGGGAUUCGACUGCUCCGAACUCAUCUGUCCCAACGACUGCUUUGACCGCGGACGCUGCGUCAACGGCACCUGUUACUGUGAUGAAGGCUUCACUGGAGAAGACUGCGGUGAGCUUACUUGCCCCGGCAACUGUAACAACCGUGGUAUGUGCGUAAAUGGCCAGUGUGUGUGCCAGACUGGCUACAGCGGAGAGGACUGCUCGAAGCUCACCUGUCCCAAGAACUGCGACAACAGGGGCCAUUGCUUCAAUGGGAAGUGCAUCUGUGAUCCAGGAUUCGAGGGCGAAGAUUGCUCCAUCAUCUCGUGUCCUGACAACUGCAGCAACAAGGGCCAGUGCAUCAACGGAGAAUGUGUGUGUGACAUAGGAUACCAAGGGGAAGACUGUAGUGAGCUCUCCUGCCUGAACAACUGCCAAAACCACGGUCGCUGCAUUAAUGGACAGUGUCUGUGUGACAAAGGCUACGCUGGGGAGGACUGCAGCACCAAGACCUGUCCAAAAGACUGCAUGGGACGUGGAGAGUGCGUGGACGGCAAAUGCAUGUGCUUCGUCGGCUUCACUGGGAAAGACUGCGGCGAGCUGACCUGCCCCAAUGACUGCCUGGACCGAGGUCACUGCGUCAACGGACAGUGUGUUUGUCAUAAGGGUUUCACUGGUGAAGACUGCAGUGAGAAGACGUGUCCCAAGAACUGUCUGGAUAGAGGGUACUGCGUCAACGGGGGCUGUGUGUGUUAUGAAGGUUUCACCGGGCCGGACUGCUCCGUGCUGACCUGCCCAGAAGACUGCCAGAACCAGGGACACUGUGAGAACGGAGUAUGUGUUUGUGACGAAGGCUUCAUUGGCGAGGACUGCUCUGAGGUGUCAGCACCCAAGGACCUGACAGUGGUGGAGGUCACCCCAGAGACAGUAGACGUGUCCUGGAAAAACGAGAUGCGUGUGACGGAGUACCUGAUCACCUAUGUGCCAACGGCCCUUGGAGGUCUGGAGCUGAACAUGCGGGUCCCUGGGGACCAGAAGAUGACCACAAUUCGGGAGCUUGAGCCUGGCGUAGAGUACCUGAUUAGCGUCUUUGCCAUCCUCAACAACAAGAGGAGUCUUCCUGUCAGUGCCAGGGUGGCUACACAUCUGCCAGAGCCUGAGGGACUUAAGUUUAAGUCAGUGCGGGAGACGUCAGUGGAGGUGCAGUGGGACCCGUUGGACAUUCCCUUCGAUGGCUGGAACCUCAUCUUCAGAAACACAAAAGAGGAAGAUGGUGAGAUUCUUAACUCGCUCGGCCGUCCAGAGACCACCUUUGAGCAGUCGGGCCUGGGCCCUGGCCAGGAGUACGAGGUCAAGCUGGAGGUUGUGAAGAACAACAAGCGUGGACCGCCUGCCUCCCAGAACGUCGUCACAAUGAUCGAUGCUCCCGGCCAGGUGGAUGUGCGUGACGUGACGGACACCACAGCCCUGGUGACCUGGUUCCAGCCCGUGGCGGAGGUGGACGGGGUCAUCAUCUCCUACGGGCCGAGCUCUAACGCUGCCGACCGCAGCCUGGUGGAGCUGUCCUCCACUGAAACCCAGUACCACCUGGGAGGCCUUCACCCCGACACCCAGUACGAGGUGUCUCUGUCUGCUCGCAAGGGAGAGCGGAGCAGCGCUCCUGUCUACGAGUCCUUCCUCACAGACCUGGAUGCUCCCAGAGACCUGCAGACGGUGGAGCUGACAGAUGAGAGCAUCACUCUGGAGUGGAAGAACAGCCAGGCUCCAGUGGACAACUACCGCAUCAAGUAUGGACCUCUGUCUGGAGGAGAGCACGGAGAGCUGCUCUUCCCCCCGGGACCCAAGGACACCACCCAGGCCAAACUCACAGGCCUGAGACCUGGCACAGAGUACGGGAUGGGUGUGACCGCAGUGAAGGAUGAGCGGGAGAGUCUGCCAACGACCACCAACGCAGUCACCGCCCUGGAUGCUCCCAAGGACCUGACGGUAGCGGAGGUGACAGAGACCACCAUGAUGGUGGAGUGGAAGCGUCCCCUGGCCAAACUGGACUCCUACAGACUGGUUUAUGUAUCUGCUGACGGCCACAGGGUGGAGGAGGUGGUCCCAGGCAGCUCUGAGUCUCACAUCCUGAGAGCCCUGACACCAGGCAUGCUGUACACCAUCAGCAUCACUGCUGAGAGGGGCCGCAGGACCAGUGCACCCACCACCAUCUCAGCACCCACAGAGGAGGAGAAGCCUGUAGUGACCAACGUCACCAUCAGCGACGUGUCGUGGGACAGCUUCCUCCUGUCCUGGUCCGCCGACAACGACAAGUUUGAGGGUUUUCUGAUUGAGGUUACUGAUGCAGAGACGGGCGCUGAGUGGCAAAACCACACAGUUCCCGCCGAUACUCGCACCCUCGCCAUCUCUGGCCUCUCCCCCACCACCUGGUACAGGGCCAACCUGUACGGGGUGUACAGGGGGGCCCUCUUAGUCCCGGUCUUUGCAGAGACCAUCACAGAGGCUGAACCAGAGGUGCAGGCUCUCCUAGUGUCCGACGUCACCCCCGAGAGCUAUAGGCUGGCCUGGAUGGCCGAAGAGGAGGCCUUCGACACCUUUGUCAUAAUGAUCGGCCAGGCUGAGGGCCAACACCAACCUACAGAGCUGGUGCUGGGUGGCGAGGAGCGAAGCACAGCCAUCACAGAUCUCACAGAGGACACAGAGUACACAAUUGAAAUCUUUGGGCUCAUUUUGGGAAGACGCUCCAAGUCUGUAACGGAGCGGGUGAGAACAGACCUGGGCUCACCUAAGGGACUCCGCUUCUCUGAUGUCACCGACACGUCCGCCACAGUUCACUGGGUGGUCCCCAGAGCUCGAGUGGACAGCUACAGGGUCACUUAUAUGCCUGCUCAUGGAGGUAACGCUAAGACGCUGACCGUGGACGGCUCCGAGUCUCAGACUGUGUUGCCCAACCUGACCCCCGGGGUCACCUAUGAGGUCACCGUGGUUGCAGUCAAGGGACAGAGGGAGAGUGAGCCUGGAUCAGACAGCGUGACCACAGCUCUGGAUAAGCCUCGUGGUCUGACUGCAGUCAACAUCACAGACACUGAAGCGUUGCUGCUCUGGCAGCCGGCCAUCGCUACUGUAGACGGCUACGUCAUCACCUACAGUGCAGACUCUGUGGCUCCAGUGAUGGAGCGCGUGUCAGGAAACGUGGUGGAGUUUGAGAUGAGCUCUCUGACGCCAGCGACUCACUACACUGUGAAGGUCUACGCUGUGAGGGACUUAGCCAAGAGCGCUGCCACCACAACUGAGUUUACCACUGAUGUGGACGCCCCUCAGGACCUGGCAGCCAGUAACAUCCAGACAGAAAACGGUCUGCUGACCUGGAAACCACCUCGUGCUGACAUCACUGGAUACAUCCUGAGCUUUGAGUCAGCAGACGGCACCGUCCGUGAGGUGGUGCUGAGCCCCAACGCUGUCUCCUAUAACAUGGCUCAGCUCAGCGCCUCCACAGAGUACUCCGUCAGGCUGCAGGCCAUCGCUGGUCCAAAGAGGAGCAGAGUCAUCACCACGGUCUUCACCACCACUGGCGUGCUGUACAGACACCCCAGGGACUGCUCCCAGGCCCUGCUGAAUGGAGACACCACAUCAGACCUGUACACCAUCUAUUUGGGUGGAGAUGAGAACCAGCCGAUCCAGGUCUACUGUGACAUGACCACUGAUGGAGGUGGAUGGAUUGUUUUCCUCAGACGGCAGAACGGUAAACUGGAGUUUUUCAGGAACUGGAAGAAUUACACGGGAGGCUUCGGUGACAUGAAUGAUGAAUUCUGGCUUGGUCUUUCCAACAUGCAUAAGAUCACAGCUGGAGGUCAGUACGAGCUGCGAGUGGACCUGAGAGAUAAAGGAGAAACAGCUUACGCUCAGUACGAUAAGUUCUCUGUGUCUGAACCUCGGACCCGCUACAAAGUCCACGUAGGAGGAUACAGUGGAACAGCAGGUGACUCUAUGACCUACCACCACGGCCGUCCAUUCUCCACUUACGACCAUGACAACGACAUCGCCGUCACCAACUGUGCCCUGUCCUAUAAGGGAGCCUUCUGGUAUAAGAACUGCCACCGUGUCAACCUCAUGGGACGAUAUGGAGACAACAGUCACAGCAAGGGAGUGAACUGGUUCCACUGGAAAGGCCAUGAGCACUCGAUUGAGUUCGCUGAGAUGAAGAUCAGGCCAUCCAACUUCAGAAACCUGGAGGGAAGGAGGAAACGAUCAUAAACCAUCCACCCCAACAACAACAACAACAACAACAACAACACCAACACCACCAACAACACUGCUACUACUCUGUCUGGACUCCCCAUCAACCACCUCAACUCCCACACCCACACACCCUGCAGCAACCAAAGCCACUGCCAAGAGCCCCGCUGCCUCCACACAAACCAACACCCCCCACCCCAUUGGCUCACAGAUCAGCCUCCACUCCAUAACCCCCCCCCCCCCCCUGUGAUACGGUUUUGGAAAUGCUGCCAGUGCGGAAAUCGAAAGUGCAUGUUACAAACUGGACUUAAAGCAAGCCCACACAGAUUUUACUCAUGCACCAAAGAGAGUAAAAACAACUCCACGUCACCUGAUUCUGAUCCUGUGUUGCAGCAUUUGUGGGGAGGCGACUGUGCAGCUUGGGCAUUAUGUCGUGUACAGUAAUUAAUACAGUUCCAUAUUUCACGUUUGGGGUUUCACAGAAACAACAGGUUGUUUAUAGUACAAUGUGGUCUUGUUUAGUUUCAGGGCCUCUUUGCUAAAAAGCGAUAAUAGAGUGAUAAUUCAUGGGGAUUAUCAUCAUAGAAAGUCUAUUCCUUGUACAGAACUGUACACAAAUACAUCUGAUUUAAACAUUUGAAAAAGGGAUUUUCCUCAGAUGGCACUGCUCAGAUGUCAGAUAUGUCCAUCUAACUUGCCACUUGUUUGUCUUUGUGCUUAAAAUCGUCUCAGUGUCACUUUAUCCUCCCCAGGUUCCCUCCUCUCCUGCAACAUCAACAUCUGAUGUGAUAGAGAUGGAAAUCAAAAGACAAAAAAAAAAUGUAUGGAGAAGUAUUUUACCAACCACAU